AUGUUCAUCCUUUCAAAGCUUCGAAGAAUCGUCUGGGGGCAGCCAGCAGAGACCAAAGCCGAGCGGAAGCUCAUAGUGAAGCUCGACACGGUUAUUUUGUCCUUUUGCUGUCUGAUGUACUGGGUCAACUACCUUGACCGCAUGAACUUGAACAAUGCAUACACCAGCGGGAUGAAAGAAGACCUCGGCUUCAAAGGCACGGAGCUCAACAUCAUCAACACGAUAUUCUACGGUGGCUAUGUCUUCGGCCAGAUCCCAAACAAUCUCGCGCUACAGAAGCUCCCCCCACGCAUCUAUUUCCCGACCUGCGUUAUCGCCUGGGGUUUGUUAACCUUGGGAACGGGUUUCGUCCAACACCCGUGGCAGAUCAUGGCCAUCAGGUUCUUCCAGGCCAUCUUCGAAUCAUCAACAUUCGUAGGCUGCCAUUACAUUCUCGGCAGCUGGUACAAAGAAGAAGAGCUGGGCAAGCGAACGGCAAUCUUUACGAGUAGUGGUUUGGCGGGCACCAUGUUUUCUGGUUUCCUGCAGGGUGGGAUCUAUAAAAGCUUGAAUGGCGUUCGAGGUCUCCCUGGCUGGCGAUGGCUAUUCAUCAUCGACUUCUGCAUCACAAUCCCAGUCGCGGCCUAUGGCUUUCUCGCGUUCCCCGAUACACCCACAUCGACACGCGCCCGUUGGCUCACGGACGAGGAAAAGCGGCUGGCCAUCGAGCGUCUCCCAGAAGUGAAGAAGAACCGCGGUGCUCUAGGGUGGAAUCUCUUCUCCCGCGUGCUCGGAAGCUGGCAUUGGUGGGGCUUCGUCCUCAUCUGGAUUUUCGCCAGUAACACGGAAAUGUUUUCCACAAAUGCGAUCAUGAACAUUUGGCUCAAAAGCACUGGUGACUUCACCGUGGAGCAGACGAGCUACAUCCCAGCGGGAGUGGCUGGCGUUGGGAUUGUCGCCACUCUUUUCCUUGGGUGGUAUUCCGACUUUACCAAACGCCAGUGGCACGUAGGAAUCAUCUUGUCAAUCACUGCCAUCAUGUCCGGCGCCAUUAUGCUGCACCCUCCAACUAGGGGCGCCAAGUUCUUUGCUCUUUUCCUCAACGGCUGCCAGUAUGCCAGCCAGACGGUGCUCUUUGCUUGGGCCAACUCACUGACUAGAGAGGACGAUGCCAAGCGAGCAGUCAUUCUUGGGGGCAUGAACUCGUUUGCCAUUGCCGUUUACAUGUUCUGGUCGCUUGUGUUUUACAACACGGCCCAGGCCCCGGACUGGAUGGAGGGAAGUAUCGCCAUGAUGUGUAUGGGAGCUGCUCUUUUUAUCACAACCAUUGGUGUUUGGUACAUGGAGAGGCGCGACAAGAACAUGACCGAGGUCUAUGGUGCGGACCCUGAUGCGUCUGUUGAAGGCGGCAGCAACGUGGAU
This is a messenger RNA of Clonostachys solani, 1401 nucleotides long. Lineage: Eukaryota; Fungi; Ascomycota; Sordariomycetes; Hypocreales; Bionectriaceae. The record is from the annotation of a GenBank genome assembly.